UUCUUUCUAGUGGUGAAGAAAAGGCAUAAAGAAAAAGUUGAUUCAAAUGCCAUCACCAUCUUCAAGCAGUUAAUUCUCUUCGAAGUCAACAAGAAAGGAGAUGCACAGUUGUAUUGUAAGCCUCACUUUAAGGUACAAUCAAUGUAUUUUUCCCUCCUUCUUCAGUUAGAAAGAAAAUGUCAAAGUUUCGGUCAGAAGACAGUGAAUUUACCUCUGUUCAGGGAGGUCUCUAUUUUCUCACUUGUAGUGUUACUAUUUUCUGUUGCAUUUACGAUUUUCUGGGUUGCUACUACAGCAAUCAUAUUCAUGGAUAGGCCAAGAUAUUCUUUGGCCGGUGUAUAUCUCGCUGAGAGGCUUAAUACUGUUAUGAGGAUGAACUGGAAAAGCUUCUCUAGUCAAAACUAUUUUGAUCCAAAUGGAUUAUUCAUGUCAGUUCUUUGGUCGGGUCCCCUUCUUGUCAUUGCUAUGAUAAUUCUGGCGAGUUUGAAUGGUUCUGGAGCUGUGACUUCAUCAGUUCCCAGUUCAUCAGCUUUCUUUGGAAGCAACUUGAAGAAGGUUCGUCAAGAAUCUCCAGCAGCAGCAAGGUUUCCACCGGAAGCUUCAAGAUUGUGGCGAUCGAUGAGGACAAGAAGAUAAGGACAGAUGGAAAGGGUUGGCCUAUGAUAUCUCAAAUGACCAGCAAGAUAUCACAAGAGGGAAGGGUAUUUUGUAGUUUUUAAUGUGUAUUUUGUAGUUUUUAAAGGAAGUAGAUAAUGUAAUAGUUGUUGGAAUUGUAAUGCAUGUAUUACAAAUUCAUGGGUAACUGUUCUCACUUUGACUUUUUGUUAGAGCUUGUCAUGUGAUCAACCACUAUAUUUAGUGUA
This is a messenger RNA of Arachis ipaensis, 863 nucleotides long. The record is from RefSeq and is a predicted model, not a curated record. NCBI's taxonomy places the organism in Eukaryota, Viridiplantae, Streptophyta, Magnoliopsida, Fabales, Fabaceae.